Molecule: messenger RNA, 2983 nt
Organism: Carcharodon carcharias (great white shark)
Lineage: Eukaryota; Metazoa; Chordata; Chondrichthyes; Lamniformes; Lamnidae
Product: transmembrane protein 200A-like
Exons: 2
Coding region: 971-2542 (523 amino acids)
Source: RefSeq, a predicted model, not a curated record
GCUAAUUGUGUGUGUGGUAUGUCAUUGGUUUGAUGCCAUUCUAGCUGAAAUGCAAUUUUUAUUUCCACGGAUAAAUCUCCACGUGGGUCUUUAAAAAUAGAAUUUGUUUCCAUUUAACAGAAAGCAAUUUCCUGCAAGAUGGAUUGUUUCUAUGGAAAUACUUUUGGUGGUACAGAUAUUCAGCUCCUGAAAGGGGAUAGAGGAAACUGUAGCAGUGAGUGAUAAUAAAAGGUAGAGAAAAACUAAGAAUAGAGAGUGGGGGAAAUCAUAAAAAUGCCAUAGAAGCUAAUGAGAUUAGAGAGAAUGGAGAAAGAGGAAACACAGUUUUUGGACAAUAGCAGAACAGCCACAAAAAUACAGAAGAAUAGUCGCUAAAGAAAAUACAAAGGAUAAAAAUAAAACAUGUGACACCAACAAUAGAAAAAUCAUGGCAUUCAUUGAGACAGCUAUGAAAAAAUCUUGCUAGAUUGUUGAAGAUAGAAUAGUUAACAAAAAUUGUGAAACAUUUCACAAAAUGAUUAACUUUACCAACAGAUUUUUUUCUAGUGCAUUACAGCUGUAAGAAUUGUAUGCACCAUGUUUUCUACAGGAGUUAUUAUUUUGUUGUUGCCUGUGUUUGUGGUUUUAAUAAUUCAAGUCUCCAGUGCCUCCUUAUUCUUUACAAAGGUGAUAAGGGCACAGGAGGGCGGGAUCUCACCCUCUCUCUUGGUCUCUGUGGGUGGGAGAUAAGUGGGGAAGUGGCAGCUCUGCAGUAGCAAGCAGACCAUAGGCAGCUAGAGCAAAUGGAGCACCGCAGAGAAACAAGAACUGCAAAUUUCUAGGAGAUUUCAAUGAGAUGAGGGAAUUUAAUUGAAGAGUAAAAGGAGAACAAACAGCUGUUUCACGUGAACUGGAUGGAAGGAGGUUGCAGAGCAGAACAGUGUUUGCAGCUCGUAAGAGAUAUGAGAUAUAGCUGAUAAGUGGAUUUAUCAUGAUAGCAACAGGAGGGCUUCUUCGUAUUUCAGCCAGAAGACAAGAUUCCUUUCGAUCACGUAAUCGUGUUAUUAAGCACAAAAGGAAAGCAAAAAAGAAAUGCAAGAGUGAUGUAGUGGUGGUGAAAGGCAAAUUGAAACUGUUCUCCAUUUCUGGACUGAUUGCUGCAUUUGGAAUCCUGGUGUUGUUGGUAGGGAUAGCAAUGACAGUGAUGGGCUACUGGCCUAAGGGCACUGACAUUUUUGAGACUAUCAAGGUUCAAUCUUACAAUACCACCAAUAACACUAGUUUAGAGACUACAACACUGGAGAUUAUUUCUAAUUUUUUAGCCAGCUACUUAUAUUCUGAAAAGCUGAAGGUUUUGGGACCCCUCAUUAUGGGAAUUGGUAUAUUUUUGUUUAUCUGUGCCAAUACAGUGCUUCAUGAAAAUAGAGACAAGAAAACCAAAAUAAUUAAUAUACAAGACAUCUAUUCUACAGUUAUAGAUGUACAUAAUUUGAGGACAAAGGAUUGUGGGCCGCUUAAUGGUUUUGUCAACUACGUGCAGUCCAAAAGCAUGGAUAAUCUCAAAUCUCCUGAUUCUUUUUGUGCAGCAAUGUUGGCCAAAAGUACCUGGCGGACACCCGUUGGUAAUACUGUAAAGCCUAUGGAUCCAAAAGAAAAUGUUGGUAAAAAGCACUGCGAUUUUGUAGCAAACUUGCAGCAACAAAUCCCCAAAGAUAGAAAGACAUUCUCCGAUACUGUGUACAGUAUUUGCAGAGACAGAAUCAGAAUGAAUGAUAAAAGCCAAAUGCCCCAAAUGUGCGGAGCUAAGUCAAUUGUCACUUCUUCCAUCAGUGCAUUCACACUGCCUGUCAUCAAACUGAACAACUGUGUCCUGGAAGAGGGUGCUGCCACAAAUGGGAAAAAUGGGAAUGAAACACAGACUUCAGAAAAAUGUAAUGAAACUCAACAAGCAUUUGACCAUUUUGCCUCUGAUCAGAUUGAAACGAUUGAAUCGAUUUCAGCGGAUAUAACCAUAAGCAAUGAUCACCUUGGAGAUAAUAACAAGAGCGUAGAAACGGAGACUUCAAAUACCUCGUGGUUAAAUGGUAACCAGUUGGUAUCUAACAAAAGCUCUCAAAAUCCCUCUUCCCAAGUGUCCCAAAUUUCUCCUGUUCCAUUUCAGAGAACAGGAUCCAAUCUUUCUCUCCACACUUUAUCAAUUCACUCUAAACUCAUGAAUCUUGAUGACUAUCCUUCCACAUCCACGAUGCAGGAUGAAGGGAUAGAUCCAAGCUGCACACAUUUAGAUUGCACCAACAGUAAGGGCUACAUAAAGUUAGGUGAUGAGGACUCAUUUGAGUCUUCUGUUGUACUACCAGAAGCCAUAGAUAAGUCUAGUGAUGAUUGUAUAGAGAAUCUUAAUGAAGAUAUCAUACAAGAAAGUAUAAUGCCAAGCAAUGAACAAAAGAUGGAUAAACCUCAAAGGUGUGUUCAGAGACAGUACACAAAGAGAGAGAAGUUGCUCAUGAUUUCCAGUUCACACAAUACCCUACAAAUAGAUGAUGAUGAAAUUGAUAGUAAUUAGUAAUAGUAUAAUUGUACAUAGUUGGGUUCAGACACAAACAUGCAGCGAAAACUGUAACAAAUGAAAAGUAUAUGUCACUUUUCUGUAGCUAUUGAUUACUGAAUGUCAGUCAGGCUCCAAAGACUCCUAGAUUAUUAUUGUGGAACUAAGCAUCCAGUUUCUUUAGUUGCUUCCAAAUGUAAAUGCAUCAAUCAUUGGGUGGCAAUUGUUUAUCUCAGUUAAACACCAACUGAGAGUUUUUAACAUAAUCAGAUAUUUGUAAACAGAUUGUGAACAUUGAACAUUCAAUCAUCCUAGGAUUGUAGUUUACAGUUUUGAACCAUCAAAAUAAGCCGAUUAACUUGUACUGAAUUCUAUACUCUGAUAAAUCAAAGGAUAUAUAGAUAUCUUGUAUAAGCACAUAAUGCACUAAACCACACAUAAAUGUGAUAUUGAAAAGCA